This is a messenger RNA of Lactuca saligna, 312 nucleotides long. NCBI's taxonomy places the organism in Eukaryota, Viridiplantae, Streptophyta, Magnoliopsida, Asterales, Asteraceae. The record is from the annotation of a GenBank genome assembly.
AUGGAGCGAUUUGACCCGGACACAAAACACGGGUGGAGGGCCCAAACAUUGUCAUCCAUCUCAUUGCCACCUCUUCCUUUGGUUGCGUUUCUUGCCAUUGUUGUCUUCUUGUUGUCUCUCUCAGAAUACUCAAACUUCAAAUCUUGGUCGAGUUAUGUAGGUAUCAAUUUCCAAUUAUUACUGUUCUUAAUGCCGGUGAUUCUUGUAUUUUUCUUGUCUUCAAGUUGGAUCAUUGAAGGUCGGUGGUUUAACUUGGGUUCACGGAAAAGAAAAGACUUGAUGAACACAACUCAGGUUUCUGAUGAAUACUGA